UAUCGCACACGGCACAAUGCACAUUGAAAUGCGUGAUGGUAGUUCGCACACCGUACAUAGUAAAUUGUGCCGCACCAAAUGUAAAUUAUGAUUCGUGUUUAAUAUAUUAUGUGCAUAAUUAUAAAAUUGUGAUCCUUUACCACACCAGUGCUCUCAAUGUUAUUACAAAUUCAUCUAAUAUUUGUAAAUUAUUAGAUUUCUAUAUAUAAUAUCACAUAAAAGUUUUCUAAAAUGACCCAAGAGAAUGAAUAUGUUUCGGAAUCUAAUCCGGAUAUUAAUAAUGAUUCAAAUGAAGUUACUACCAGACCAUACAGGGUCACAAUGGAAUUUCCAUUAUUUUUUACGAUUCUAUCAGUAUCGCUCUCAGGUGCAGCAAUAAGUAAUAUUCUACUGUACCGUACAUGUGUUCAUUCAUUGAACCAUACAACGGAAGAGUGUCAGGUAUUUUUGUCACCUGCAAGGAAUAACGGAUCCCAGGAAUUAGAGGAGCAGGUGCAAAAGUAUGCAGCAUUUGUGGCCACAGUUAGGACAAUACUUGAAUCGUUGGCUCCUGCAGUACUCUCUUUGUUUCUUGGUGUUUGGUCUGAUAAACAUGGACGCAAGCCUCUCAUUGUUUGGCCUUUAUUUGGAUUGUCAAUCAGUUUAGGCCUUACUGUAAUUUAUAGUAUGAUGGAGAACUUAGGACCUUGGUGGUUUAUAUUGACAGUCAUACCAAUGUCAAUAACAGGAGGCUUCACAGCAUUAUUUACUGGUGCAUUUUGUUACUUAAGCGACAUAACGACGAAAGAAACACGAUCUCUAAGGAUGACAAUAGUAGAGGCAUCUUUAUCAGUUGGCAGUGUUAUAGGCUCCCUGGCAAGUUCUUACUUACUGAGAGUGGUUGGGAAUGUCUAUUUAUUGUUGAUAACCACAUCACUAUGCGUAAUCGCUUAUGUGUUCACAAAUUGCUGUUUGGAGGAGUCUUUACCUGGUGUAACGAAGGGUGGAAUUAAAUCGGUAUUGGACUUCAAACUCAUCAAGGAAAUGAUAGCUGAAUGUUUCAAAAGGCGUCCAAAUUAUGGAAGAGCUCAAAUACUAUUGCUCACAGUAGCUAACAGUUUAUCCAUAUUCAUUAUGUAUGGGACGUUGAGUAUAGGGUACAUGUAUACUAGGAAGCAAUUACACUGGGCAAUACAGCAGUAUACAGUGUAUUCAGCUGCUCAUACUACGAUAGCUUUCUUCGGUUCGUUCAUUGGUGUCAUGCUAGUACAGAGAAUAUUCAAAGUUUCGGAUUUGGUGCUAUCCAUAAUUGCCUUUUUGUCGUCUGGCGUCGAAUAUGCGAUCAAGGCGUUCGCUGUCACGUCCUGGCAUAUGUAUUUGGCUGCGGGAGUAUCCCUAUUCAGAGAUCUAUCUUCUCCACUAAUUCGGUCUCUGAUAACCAAAAUCCUGCCGCCACAAGAUAUAGCCAAAGUAUUUGCUCUGAUGUGCGCUAUAGAAGGAAUAGCGCCUCUGAUCUCGCCUGUCAUUUAUAAUUCUUUAUACGCAUAUACAAUAUCGACGUUCCCUGGAGCUUUCUAUUUACUUUGCGCUGGGAUUACAGGGAUAUGUGUGACGUUCCUCGGGUUUGUGCAAUACUUCAGAUGGAAGACGAGCACUGUUGCUUAUCAGAAUUUGACGAGCGAGUGAGGAAUUUUGUCGCCAAGUGAUUCUCAUUCGCGAUAUUGAAGUACAUAUCACAUUAUUAAUAAUAUUAUAAUCUUGGCAUUUUCGUGAUACAUAAUAAAUAAAAAAUUAUCAUUAUUUUUGUAUACAUUAAAAGUAAAAACACUGUGAAUGUGAUGAAUUAUGAAUUUGUCAUGUAGGUUAACCAUAAUUAAAUGUAUAUUUUUAACUACAGCUACCCCUAAACCAGAAUCACAAAUGAUAAUACAUAGUGAUGAUCUCUCAGUUUAUAAUUUACUUCUUGAAUUUACUUUCAAGAAAAAAACUUUAUUUUGUGUUUAAUGCAAUCAUUGUUGUUUAUUUUCUGUGAUAUAGGAAAAGUUAAACUUGUCUCAAAAUAACGUUUGUGCGUAGCAAAGUACUGCUUAACUAAUAAGACUAAAACCUUGAAUGAAAAUUAAUUUACAUUCAUUUAAGAAUAGUAAAAUGACGUAUAACGUAGUACCUACUAUUUAAGAGGUUUCACUACGACUUUCUAGCUCAUGCUCAAUAAACUUGACCUGCAGAAAGACGUAGCUAGGCUCUAUGACAUCACAAAUUAUAAAGAUACUUAUUGUAAAUGAAUUUUAAAUUCAUGAAUUUUUAUUUUAUUUAUGUAUGUAGUUACUUACCUAUAUUAUGAUCACAUUUUGUUAAUCUUAUUUCCCUACAAUAUAAAAUGUGUUUUUUUUAAUGAUUUACGUCUGUAAUCUAGGUACCUAGAAUAUUUUAUAUAUCUAUAUUUAGCUAUAUGUAAUUACCUAAGGGUGAAUGACUGAUAAACCUAUUGUCUUUGUAUUAUUUAUAAACCAGUGCUAAUUCUAUAAACCAGUCACGAAGUAUCUAGACCAAGAAUGAAUUAUGAUUGAUUUAGUCUCUUGUAAUAGGACAAUAAAAGAAAAGAAAUCCAUGUUAGCCGAAAUCCAUGCCAUAUUUUUCAUUUGCCGCCUAAUUGUUGUUCAAUUAAGAAUAACAAUAUAGAAAAUAAUAACAUAGGUAAGUUCUUACAUAUCGCCCACAUGAAUGGACGCCUUAUUACUGAAAAUAAAGUACUUAUAUAUUUUUAGAAACUAACAUAAAAAUGGUGCUUUUUGUAAUUUUUUUACUCAAUCAUUUUGUGAUACGUAAUUAUAAGUUUAUACACAAUAAAAUAUGCAAACAUUA
Colias croceus (clouded yellow) is the source of this 2844-nucleotide messenger RNA. RefSeq names its product proton-coupled folate transporter-like. The record is from RefSeq and is a predicted model, not a curated record. Gene Ontology annotation, cellular component: membrane. Lineage: Eukaryota; Metazoa; Arthropoda; Insecta; Lepidoptera; Pieridae. Gene Ontology annotation, molecular function: transmembrane transporter activity. The transcript is spliced from 7 exons. Gene Ontology annotation, biological process: transmembrane transport. Bases 232 to 1665 code for a protein of 477 amino acids.